Paramecium tetraurelia is the source of this 897-nucleotide messenger RNA. RefSeq lists its product as uncharacterized. The record is from RefSeq and is a predicted model, not a curated record. Lineage: Eukaryota; Ciliophora; Oligohymenophorea; Peniculida; Parameciidae. The transcript has 6 exons. Gene Ontology annotation, biological process: NAD transmembrane transport. Gene Ontology annotation, molecular function: NAD transmembrane transporter activity.
AUGAAUAAAGAAUCACAAUCAAAAAUAUAUUGGCAUCAUUUUAUUGCUGGUUUGGUUGGAGGAUUCAUUAGUGUAACUGUAUGCCAUCCUUUAGAAGUAGCAAGAAGCAGAUUAAACCUUCAAAAUGCUACUAAAUCUGUAAACAAAUAUCAAGGUUUCAUUAACUCACUUUACGUUAUCUAUAAAGAGGAGGGUUUUGCAGGUUACUACAAAGGGUAUCGAGCAACAGCAAUUGCUAAUCCGAUUUUUCAUUCACUUUUCUUUCCCCUUUAUAAAUGGAAUAAGAAAACUUUAGAAAUCUCGUAUGGAAUAAGUGGUUUCUAGAAUCACCUUUUGGCAACCAUCAUCACAGGGUUGGUUUGCGAUUUAAUUACAAAUCCUUUAUGGUUAAUCAGAACUAGAAUGUAAACGCAAUACUUACAUGAUCAAAAUAAUGCAAAAUAUACAUCUGUUUUUAGAGGAUUGAUCACUUUAUAAAAAGAAGAAGGUUUCCUUGCUUUGUACAAAGGACUUGGAGCUACUGUGUUGGGUCUAUCCCACGUGGCAGUAUAGUUCCCAAUAUACGAGAGAUUAAAACAAAAUUAUACUGAUAAGAAUGGUUAGCUUUUGCCAACUGAUAUUCUUAAAGCCUCAAUAUUAUCAAAGUCAAUGGCUGUUUUGGUAACCUAUCCUCAUGUGGUUAUACGAACUAGAUUACAUGAUAAUAAAACUGUAUAUAAAAGUGGCCUCAGAUCAAGAGUCAGAAUUAUUGAUAUUUGUAGGGUUAUAUAUGAAUAAGAUUCUAUUGGAGGAUUCUAUAAAGGCUUAAUACCAGAUUUAAUAAGAGUGUUACCUACAAAUAGUAUAACAUUUCUUGUUUAUGAACUCUUCAGUCAAUACUUAGGGAAGCAUUUUUGA